AUGACAGAUAUGACAUUGCCUGACCCAGCUCCAGUACCAUAUUAUUAUGACUAUGGAGAUGACGGCGGAGCACUACAUGCAGAUGAACAAAAGUUAACAUUAUAUUUAGAUUAUUAUAGAUAUAAAAGAUAUAAUGCAAUAGAAAAAACGAGAAUAGUAUAUUAUUAUAUAGAUGACAAAAAUAAAUAUUAUAGUCAAGAUUUUACCUACCCUGAAAACAUAAGAUUAUAUUAUAAAAAAUAUUCUGACACAAACCAGAAGAAACCUGAAAUAGUUGCACUAUAUUUUAAGUUCAAAAGAGACAAUCCUAUAUUAUCUCAUAUGUUUGAUUUAAUGAACCCAGUAGGUUCUAUUUAUACAUCUAUGGAAGCAAGAGGUCCUCAAGUAAUGUUUGGUGUUGGUGCAUGGGAACAAAUAGUCGACAGGUUUUUGUAUUGUGCAAACUCUUCAAAGGAAACAGGUGGAAGUAAAACGAUUUCAGGUGAAAAUUUACCUGCACACAGUCACUACAUAGAUUUAAGCACAUCUCAAGCGGGUUGGCAUAAGCAUAGAUAUUGGGAUUGGCACGGCUUGACAAAAGGUAAAGGAUAUGAUGCUAAAGACAAUGCAACAUUCGCUAUUAACUAUUACUGGGAUGACACUCAGGGAGAAGGAAACCAUACACAUUUCGUUUCAGGAUAUACGCAAACAACGGGACAAAGUAAAGAAUACAUGCCACCUUACAUGACAGUUUACGCAUGGUAUAGAAUUGCUUAG
Molecule: messenger RNA, 756 nt
Organism: Trichomonas vaginalis G3
Lineage: Eukaryota; Parabasalia; Trichomonadida; Trichomonadidae
Product: phage tail repeat-like family
Exons: 1
Coding region: 1-756 (251 amino acids)
Source: RefSeq, a predicted model, not a curated record